Molecule: messenger RNA, 2672 nt
Organism: Cicer arietinum (chickpea)
Lineage: Eukaryota; Viridiplantae; Streptophyta; Magnoliopsida; Fabales; Fabaceae
Molecular function (GO): mRNA binding; protein binding
Source: RefSeq, a predicted model, not a curated record
GUAAAAGAUGCCUUCAUUAUUUCAUUUCCACCCGAAGUUAGGAUAACCCAAAAAAAUAAACGUGGCAGACGCUGCUGAGUUCAUCUCAGACCACAAAAUCACUCUCUCUCGUGUUCGAAAUUAUUCACUGCGGUUUCUCUCUUUCCCUCUCUCUAUUCUCCCUCAAUUCAUUUUUAUCUAGUAUCUAUCUCUAUCAUUAUCAUCAUCACAGUAAAUGCACUGAAACUGUUUGUAAAAUUGCCAAGUAGAAGAACGAAUCUAUAAUGUUGAUUUAUGUAAUGUAAAUUUAGCAUCAUUAUAUUACAUAAUCCUUCAACCAUGGCAACACUAUUGAAUACAGUGUUAUCGGCUUCAAAUUUACCUGCAAAUCCAAAAAGAAACGGUUGCAGUUUCUUAUAUUUUCAUGUUCCAAAUCUUCAUAACCACACUUUUCUUACUUUCAACAAAAAGCGUUUGUCUAGAGUUUUAGCUUCGACCCACAUCACUAUUCCUUCCAAAGAUUCAGUUUUUAACCUGCCCAAUUGGAAAGCUGGGAAGAAUGACCAGAAAAGCAGAGAAAUUAGAAUCAAUGAUGCAUUUCUUCACUUAGAAUACAUGGUUGGUAAGGGUCAUAAGCCUGAUGUAGUUCAAGCAACUCAGCUUUUGUAUGAUCUUUGCAAAUCUGGUAAAGCUAGAAAAGCUGUUAGGGUUAUGGAGAUUAUGGGAGGUUCAGGUAUUAUACCUGAUGUUGCUUCAUAUACAUUUUUGGUUAAUUAUUUGUGUAAGAGAGGCAAUGUUGGGUAUGCAAUGCAAUUGGUUGAAAAAAUGGAAGGACUUGGUUUUCCAACUAAUACUGUUACCUAUAAUACUUUGGUUAAAGGGCUUUGUACGCAUGGGAAAUUAAAUCAGAGUAUGCAGAUUUUAGAUAAGUUGAUAAAGAAAGGCCUUGUCCCAAAUGCAAUUACUUAUUCUAUCUUGCUUGAAGCUGCUUAUAAGGAAAGGGGAGUGGAUGAAGCAAUGAAGCUACUAGAUGAGAUAAUUGCAAAGGGCGGCGAGCCUAAUUUGGUUAGCUACAAUGUAUUGUUGACUGGACUGUGUAAGGAAGGUAGAACUGAAGAAGCUAUUGAGCUUUUUAGAGAAUUACCUGCAAAAGGGUUUAAACCUUGUGUUGUGAGUCAUAACAUUUUGCUGAGGAGUCUGUGCUAUGAUGGGCGAUGGGAGGAAGCCUACAAGCUUUUAGCAGAGAUGGAUGAAGAGGGUCAGGCUCCUUCUGUUGUUACCUACAACAUAUUGAUCACUUCUCUUUCUCUUCAUGGAAGAAUAGAACAAGCUUUCAAAGUUUUAGAUGAAAUGGCAAGGAGUGGAUUCAAGGUGAGUGCUAAUAGCUACAAUCCGAUUAUUGCCCGCCUCUGCAAGGAAGGGAAGGUGGAUCUUGUUAUUCGGUGUUUAGACCAAAUGGUUAAUCGGCGCUUUCAUCUUAACGGAGGAACGUACAAUGCUAUUGCCUUGUUUUGUGAGCAAGGGAAGGGGAAGGAAGCUUUCUUAAUAUUUGAAAGGUUGGGUAAAAAACAAAACUACCCUAUACAUGAUUUCUACAAAAAUGUGAUUACAGUCUUGUGUAGGAAAGGGAAUACAUAUUCAGCCUUUCAGAUAUUAUAUGAAAUGACGAUGCACGGAUUUACUCCCGAUUCCUAUACUUACUCGUCUUUGAUAAGAGGAAUGUGUAGGGAGGGAAUGUUCGACGAGGCUCUUGAGAUAUUUGGGAUUUUGGAAGAACAUGACUAUGUGCCUCAUGUUGAUAACUACAAUGCACUCAUACUUGGAUUUUGCAAAUCUCAUAAAAUAGACUUAUCAAUUGAGGUAUUUCAAAUGAUGGUCAACAAAGGAUGCAUGCCUAAUGAGAUAACCUAUACCAUUCUUGUUGAAGGGAUUGCUUUUGAAGAAGAAAAUGAUUUAGCAGCUAGCCUGUUGAAAGAGUUAUGUUUGAAAGGGGUUCUGAGUAAAAAUACUGUGGAAAGACUUUCGAUGCAAUACGACCUCAAGGAAUUAACAGGGUAGAGAGAUAUAUGCAAUCAAAGUAUAUAUAAAAAAAAGAAUUAGAGUUUGGGCACAUGAGCAGCAUCUUGACACCGAGCCACUGAUUGUUGUUAUGCACCUGCGCCUUCCUGUUGAGAGAUUGAAUUUAUUUUUAAAGGCAAUAAAAUGAAACAUUUGAUUUGUUGAUGUUGAUCAAUGAUCACACCGUUUACACUCUGAGAGAUACAAAAUAUCAAGUCAAAAUGUGAGUUGUCCGAUGAUAAUCCGACGGUGGGUUUGGAUUGCUUGAUCCCGGAAUCCUGGUAUCUGCCAACGUUAGAUAUAAAUCAAGGUAUAUACCAAGGCACAAGUUUUCGUUAUAAUCUUACCAAAAUGACAUGACUGCCAUGCAGACUUGGCUUACCUACGUGGUGAUGAAUGAUGGAUGAAUUCAUUGACCUGAACUCAUAAAUAGCCCUUAGAAAAGAGGAUAGGGUGCACUGUAUUUCUAUCUAAACUGGGUAUCAUCUGUACCCAAGUACAAAAAACCAAGCUUUCUCUAACAGUUCUAAGGCUGUUGUAUGCUUAAGCUCGGAUUUAAAUCAAAGACCUUAUUAAGAUAGAAGAGACGUGCGUCAUUUCAUAAUGUUCUUAGGUUAAUUCUAUUUUAUUAGCUA